Molecule: messenger RNA, 2889 nt
Organism: Jaminaea rosea
Lineage: Eukaryota; Fungi; Basidiomycota; Exobasidiomycetes; Microstromatales
Exons: 1
Coding region: 39-2801 (920 amino acids)
Biological process (GO): L-histidine biosynthetic process
Cellular component (GO): cytoplasm
Molecular function (GO): NAD binding; phosphoribosyl-ATP diphosphatase activity; histidinol dehydrogenase activity
Source: RefSeq, a predicted model, not a curated record
CGUUAUCCCACCAUCAUCCCUUCGUUGUCGUCGUCAUCAUGCUGACGCUUAGCUCGCCGGUGCUACCCUUGCUAGACGCACCAGACGUCAAGGCCGAGCUGCUCGCCGUCAUUGGCCGAGCAGCUCCCCUUUUGAUCCCAUCAUCACUCGUAUCCAGCCUCUCAGCUGAGAAGCUUUCCCUCCUUUCUUCUUACCUCGUCCAGGCUGAUGCUUCCAUCUCCAGCAGCCAAGCUGCCGACUUACUCGAUGGAGGAGCAGACGCGAUCGUGCUCUCUGCAAACGAUGCGUCCACCUUCCUCGAUGGGGAGCAACCUCUGCUUCCUCUGGAAAGAGUCGUUCUCUCUCUUGACUCGACGACAGCCGCCUCGUUGCCUGCAUACGCUGAGAAGGGACUCGCAGGCGUCAUCGUCACUCUUCCGGAGGGAGUCGCCAUCGAGAGCUCUCAGGCAGGCGACAUCGUCGGAUCCUUUGCUUCCGUCAUGAAGACGAAGGACACUGGCAGGCCAGUCUAUGUCGCUCAGCAGGGCGCCGCUGCCCCUACGCCCAAGACGAGCGACGCUGCUCGCCUCUUCUCGCUCCAAUCCUCUCUCAUCGUCCCCACUUCUCAGCUAUCCCUCGACUCCUCCAGACUUGACUUCGUCGACGCCUUCCUCUCCCCCCUCCAAUCAGAUCGCAAAGAUGGUCUUUUCCCCACCAAUGUAGUAGCAGCCGCCCUCCUCACCUCUUUGGGUCUCGUCUACUCGUCUCGCGAGUCUCUGCGUGAGUCGCUCCUCACAGGCUCAGCCGUCUACCAGUCAAGAACGCGUGGCCUCUGGCGUAAGGGAGCCAGCAGCGGAGCCACGCAGGAGGUGGUGCGAAUCAGGAUGGACUGUGAUGCCGAUGCGCUUGAAUUCAAGGUGCGACAGCGAAAGGGUACUACAUCGGCUGCUCAUGCGGGCUUCUGCCACCAGAGCACAAAGGAGAGCUGCUUUGGUCCCCUUGAAGGUCUGGCUAAGCUCGAGGCUACGCUCAAGUCGAGGAAGGAGUCAGCACCCAAGGGCAGCUACACGGCAAGGAUCUUCAGCGAUGAGGCGCUGCUUGCUGCCAAGAUCAGGGAAGAGGCGACGGAGCUUGUAGACGCCAAAGACGAAGACAAGGAGCACGUUGCGUUUGAGGCGGCCGACUUGCUCUACUUUGCCCUCGCUCGUUGCGUCCGAGCGGGCGUAUCGCUCGAGGAUGUCGAGCGCAGCUUGGACGUCAAGGCGAAGAAGGUUACGAGGAGAAAAGGAGACGCAAAGCCGCAAUUCACCACAGCGCCCGGCGCAGCUCAGAAGGCCGACGCGGCUGGAGCCAAGCCCGUAAAUGGUACCACUGCAGCUGCGCCCCCUGCUGCCGUUGCUGCCUCUUCCGACCCGAACGCCCCCAUCCUGAUGCAGUCCUACAUCUACGAGGACCUGUCAACCGAGCAGCGCGCCGCCUUGCUCAAGCGUCCAGCAAUCAAGACUGAAGCAACCAUGGAGCUCGUGCGCCCGAUCCUCAAGUCGGUCAAGGAGCGGGGCGAUGCAGCUGUGCUCGAGCUCACAGCCAAAUUCGACCGUGCCCAGCUCACCUCAACCGUCCGCCGUGCACCGUAUGCCACGCCAGAUGUCAUGGCAAAGAUCAAGCCGGAGGUCAAGACGGCCAUCGACCGUGCGUAUGCGAACAUCUACAAGUUCCACCACGCCCAGAAGGUCACGGGAGGGAACAAGCCCGCUUCCGCUGUCGGAGCUUCAGGCGUGGCUCCUGGAACGGGCGAAGGGGAGGAUGAUGCAGUACUCGAAGUCGAGACGAUGCCCGGAGUAGUGUGCCGUCGCUUCGCCCGCCCGAUCCAACGCGUAGGCCUCUACGUCCCCGGAGGCACGGCCGUGUUGCCCAGCACGGCCCUUAUGCUCGGCAUCCCGGCCCAAAUCGCUGGAUGCCCCACCAUCGUCCUCGCCACUCCUCCACGUCCGGAUGGCAGCAUCGCCCCCGAAGUCCUCUACGUGGCGGACAAGGUUGGCGCGACUGCCCUCUUGUGCGCCGGAGGAGCGCAAGCUGUCGGCGCCAUGGCGUACGGGACCGAGUCUUGCCCUAAAGUGGACAAGAUCUUUGGGCCCGGCAACCAGUUCGUGACGGCUGCCAAGAUGCUCGUACAGAACGAUGUUGACGCCCUCGUCUCCAUCGACAUGCCCGCUGGACCUUCGGAGGUGCUCGUCAUCGCAGACGAGCAAUCGAACCCUGACUUCGUAGCUUCGGACCUCCUCUCUCAAGCGGAGCACGGCCCCGACUCGCAGGUCGUUCUGGUGGGGAUCGCCCUCACCAAGGCGAAGUUGCAGGCCAUCGAGGCCAGCCUCGACAAGCAGGCAAAGGCUCUCCCUCGCUGCGAGAUCGUCCGCAGGGCAAUCGAGAAGAGUGUGACCGUCGUCGUGCCCGACGCGGCCAAGGCGCUGGAGUGGAGCAACGCCUACGCUCCCGAGCACUUGAUCCUGCAAUGCUCUAAUCCGGAGGUCAUCGCAAAGGGUGUUUUGAACGCUGGAUCCGUCUUUAUCGGUCCCUGGACCCCGGAGAGUGUGGGUGACUAUGCCAGUGGGUCUAACCACUCGCUCCCCACAUUCGGCUACGCACGUCAGUUCAGUGGCGUGUCAACCGGCUCCUUCCAGAAGCACAUCACUGCCCAGAGCCUCACGGAGGAGGGACUCAAGGGUCUCGGACCGCACGUUGUUGCGCUCGCUGAGUGUGAGGGACUGGAGGCGCACGCGGAGGCAGUGAGGAUCAGGUUGGCUCAAUUGAAGGGCGGCAAGUAGGAGAAAUCGCUGGCUUCUCGUCACUCGUUCUCUAUUGGCCUUGAAUACAUUGCUCUUUGCCCGUACCCCGUCGAGGGCGAGUUGUGCU